AUGGUAGUAUCAGAGGAACAGCCCCCAGCAGUGGAAGGAGAUGCGGCCGCCAGCAAGAAGGCGGCCAAGAAAGCUGCCAAAGCUGCUGAGAAGCAGCAGAAGAAAGCUGAACAUAAGGCUGCUUCCGGCCAACCACAAUCAGAAGCAACUGAGCCAGAUGUAUCAGAAGGCCGGUAUGGACAGCUGAAGCUGAUCCAGUCGUCUGGAGAACACAGGGACAGGGUGUACACAGAUGUAAAGGACCUCACUGUCAAGCUCAAUGGACAAAGCGUGUGGGUGAGAGCUCGACUCCAAACCUCCCGUGCUAAGGGCAAGCAGUGCUUCGCGGUGCUGCGACAGAGCAGUAGCACCGUGCAGUUGCUGGUCAGCGUCAGCGAGGAGAGAGCCGUCAGCAAGCAGAUGGUCAAGUUCACUGGCACUAUAACCAAAGAAUCGAUAAUUGACGUGUACGCGACAGUAGUGAAGACGUCCACUCCGAUAGAGUCGUGUACAGUGAGUGAUGUAGAGCUGGUCGCCGCGCAGGUGUGGCUGGUGUCGGCUGCGCGCGCGCAACUACCGCUGCAGAUCGAAGACGCGGCUAGACCCGAGAAAUCUGAUGACCCAGAAGCCUUAAAGAUCCGUGUGAAUCAAGACACGAGGUUGGACAACAGAGUACUGGACCUGCGUACUCCAGCCAACCAGGCUAUAUUCAGGCUGGAAGCAGGCGUCUGUAAGCUGUUCCGAGACCUGCUCACUCAGAGAGGGUUCGUUGAGAUCCACACGCCGAAGAUAAUAUCCGCGGCAUCAGAAGGUGGUGCCAAUGUGUUCACCGUGUCUUACUUCAAGUCGUCAGCAUACCUCGCGCAGAGCCCGCAGUUAUACAAGCAGAUGGCUAUCGCCGCUGACUUCGACAAGGUGUUCACAGUAGGCGCAGUGUUCCGCGCCGAGGACUCGAACACGCACCGUCACCUCACUGAGUUCGUGGGACUCGACCUGGAGAUGUCGUUCAAACAUCACUACCAUGAGGUGCUGUACACCAUCGCAGGGACCUUAACUGACAUGUUCCGGGGACUUAGAGACCAGUUCGCGGCGGAGAUAGCGACCGUAGGUCAGCAGUAUCGCGUGGAACCGUUCAAGUUCCUCGACCCUCCACUCCGGCUAGAGUUCCCGCAAGCUAUACAGAUGCUCAAGGAAGCUGGCGUUACAGUAGGUGAGGAAGACGAUCUCUCCACCCCUGACGAGAAGCUCCUCGGUCGUCUGGUCCGCGCGAAGUAUGACACCGACUUCUAUAUCCUGGACAAGUACCCGCUCGCCGUCAGACCAUUCUAUACCAUGCCGGAUCCCAAUAACCCGAAAGUCUCCAACUCGUACGACAUGUUCAUGCGCGGCGAGGAGAUCCUCAGUGGCGCGCAGAGGAUACACGACCCGGAGUUCCUCACUGAGAGGGCCAAACAUCACGGGAUCGACAUCAGCAAGAUAGCUGCGUACAUUGAAUCCUUCAGGCUGGGGUGUCCACCACACGCAGGCGGUGGUAUCGGCAUGGAGCGCGUAGUGAUGUUGUAUCUCGGCCUGGACAACAUCCGCAAAACUUCAAUGUUCCCGCGCGACCCCAAGCGAGUGACGCCGUGA
Messenger RNA from Spodoptera littoralis (African cotton leafworm), 1608 nucleotides. Lineage: Eukaryota; Metazoa; Arthropoda; Insecta; Lepidoptera; Noctuidae. The record is from the annotation of a GenBank genome assembly.